AUGAUCUUGAGCAGGCAAGCAAAGGUGUCAAAUUAUGGUGGUUGUGAAUCUUUGCGAUUCGCUCAACCUUCAUCAACCCACGAUGGCCUCCACAUCGUUUCCCGCCCAGCCCAGCGAAAAGCGCCGACUUUAACUUCUGCUCCCGCACCUCCGGAGACAGUAGUUACUUCCAGCCCCCUCGCUGCAUUCGCCGCCGCAGCAUCCCCGUUCGUCAACACCUAUGGUCGAUUUGCAUCAUGGAAGGCGGGCCUCGGGCUCACAAACCCCGGAACGACAGAAAAUAUGCAGAAGGAGGUAAAGAUGACCCAUGCAACCAAUCACAUCUUCGAUGGUGCACGAGCAGAUCUCUCCAAGGCUCUCUCGUUCAACCCUGCUUUCCAGGUCACACACUCUUUCAACCUUGCAUCUUAUAACAAUCCGGCGACUUAUAACUUCGGAGCAGUAUUCGCAAAUGGUGAUCUCUUCAUGCAAGGGGGCUCAGACCAUGAUGGAAAUGUGACUGGGAGGUUAAACCGAGGCUGGUCUUCCAACAAUAUCACCAAGGUCCAAAUGCAGAUUGCCAAUAAUCCCAAUGCACAAUCCAUGCUGCAGCUUGAACAGGACUACCAGGGGCAAGACUACUCUUUAAACCUUAAGGCGAUUAACCCAUCUCCCAUCGACGGUACCGGUAUCUAUGUUGGCUCAUAUCUUCAAUCUGUCACCCCUCGCCUCGCUCUCGGGUUUGAGACCGUACACCAACGAGUUGGACCGGGAAUGGCUGAGAGCAUGACUUCAUAUCUCCUUCGCUGGACAUCGCCACCUUCUCCUGUAUCUUCGUUAUCUGCUGCCGCUGGUGCUCCCGCACCCGGUUCUCAUGAACCUGGCAAGUGGAUUGCUACCGCGCACUUGCAAGCACCAGGCAUCCUCCAAGCAACUUACUGGCAACGUCUUAGUGAAAAGGUGGAUGUCGGCGGAUUUACAAAUGAUCAUUGCUCCUGGGAGGAGAGACGCUAUUGCGACGUUGGUGCCAAGUGGGAUUUGAGGAUGAGUACCAUGCGGGCGCAGGUUGAUUCUACUGGAAAGGUAGCUGCCUUACUGGAGCAACGAUUCGCUCCGACCUUUUCUUUCUUGGUUGGAGGGGAAAUCGACCACGUAAAGAACCAAGCCAAAGUCGGUGUCGGUAUUAUGCUAGAAUCCAGUGCCAUGACAGAAGAAAUGAUGGCUCAGCAACAGCCUCCAAGUAUUCCCGUGUAG
This is a messenger RNA of Rhizoctonia solani, 1233 nucleotides long. Its product is annotated as import receptor subunit tom40. The record is from RefSeq and is a predicted model, not a curated record. Gene Ontology annotation, cellular component: mitochondrial outer membrane; mitochondrial outer membrane translocase complex. Lineage: Eukaryota; Fungi; Basidiomycota; Agaricomycetes; Cantharellales; Ceratobasidiaceae. The transcript has 6 exons. Gene Ontology annotation, molecular function: transmembrane protein transporter activity. Gene Ontology annotation, biological process: protein import into mitochondrial matrix. Bases 1 to 1233 code for a protein of 410 amino acids.